AUUAAGUAUUUUUAUAUUAGCAUUGAAAAUGAAAGGACCUAAAUAUGUGGAAACCAAUUUCCAAUUGUUAUUGUAAAGAAGGUUGGAAUACAACAAGCACAUCAAACAAAUAAAGAAUGCAAAAUGUAAUCCAAUGCUGGAGAAGAGAGUAACUUAUUAUAUUAUAAUUUAGUCUUUAUCACAGUAAUAGUCCUUUGUUAAGCAACUUGAGUAAAAUUGGAAGUAAGCUAAUCUGAAAAGAGAGCAAAUGAAAUAUGAAGAGAUAGUUAAACUAAAUACAAAAAUGCUAAUAAAAGUGGCGAAUGCUAAGGAGGACCAAUUAUUUACAUAGAGUAAUUAGAAACCUUAUUGAAGAUUCGCAAAAGGGUCGAAUUGACUCAGCAAGAUCAAGCAAAUCUUUACACAGUGUUAUAAAGAAGACAAAGGAGAGGGAGUUAUUUCAAGAAAACAAAAGGUUGAAAGACAAAAUUGAGAAUGUGUAAUCUUCAAUUGCAUACAAUAAAAUAAUAGAGAACUUCAAUAAGUAAGUAGAAGAAAAAUAGUUAGACAUCAAGGUGAGCGAGAUCGAUUGACAAGAAACUCUUAUCAGAAGUAGAAAAAGAUUAAGGAGUUGUUGGAUAACCUGACAUCUUAAUCUAAAACAUCUCUUCACUCUAAAAAUAACCAAAUUAAUUAGGUGCCAAAAUUAAGGUUGCCAAAAAUCAAUUAACAGGGGUAGAGUGCGAAAUCAAUACAAUAACUAAACAAAUUGAGAGUGGAUGGUUUCUACACAGCCAGAUGA
Molecule: messenger RNA, 781 nt
Organism: Paramecium octaurelia
Lineage: Eukaryota; Ciliophora; Oligohymenophorea; Peniculida; Parameciidae
Source: the annotation of a GenBank genome assembly